Molecule: messenger RNA, 2941 nt
Organism: Acomys russatus (golden spiny mouse)
Lineage: Eukaryota; Metazoa; Chordata; Mammalia; Rodentia; Muridae
Gene: Morc3
Product: MORC family CW-type zinc finger 3
Exons: 17
Coding region: 126-2933 (935 amino acids)
Cellular component (GO): PML body; nucleus
Molecular function (GO): ATP hydrolysis activity; zinc ion binding
Source: RefSeq, a predicted model, not a curated record
AUGGGCGGGGCCUCGUAUAGCCGGCCCGCCCCGGAAGUGGGCGGGACAUCGAACCCCACGGCGGACUAGCAACCUCCCAGUCGGGUUGCGGCCGAGGCCGGUCCUGGCUUUGUAGCUCGCUCAAGAUGGCGGCGCAGCCACCCAGCGGGAUCCGCCUCAGCGCGCUUUGCCCGAAGUUUUUACAUACAAAUUCCACUAGUCAUACUUGGCCAUUCAGUGCAGUUGCUGAAUUAAUAGAUAAUGCUUAUGACCCUGAUGUGAAUGCGAAACAGAUCUGGAUUGAUAAAACAGUCAUUAGUGACACUGUGUGCUUGACGUUCACUGAUAAUGGGAAUGGGAUGACAGCAGAUAAGUUACAUAAGAUGCUGAGUUUUGGCUUCAGUGACAAAGUCACCAUGAAUGGUCAUGUCCCGGUUGGGUUGUAUGGCAACGGCUUCAAGUCAGGUUCUAUGCGACUGGGCAAAGAUGCAAUAGUUUUUACCAAAAAUGGAGAAACCAUGAGCGUGGGCUUCUUGUCUCAGACCUACCUGGAAGCCAUAAAGGCGGAACACGUUGUGGUCCCAAUUGUGACGUUCAACAAGCACCGACAGAUGAUUAAUUUAGCAGAAUCAAAAGCAAGCCUAGCAGCAAUUCUGAAGCAUUCUCUGUUCUCUACGGAACAGAAAUUGCUGGCCGAGCUCGAUGCUAUUAUGGGGAAGAAGGGGACGAGAAUCAUCAUCUGGAAACUGAGGAGUUACAAAAAUGCAACAGAAUUUGAUUUUGAGAAGGAUAAAUAUGACAUCAGAAUUCCAGAGGAUUUAGAUGAUACUGCAGGGAAGAAAGGGUACAAGAAACAAGAGAGAAUGGACCAAAUUGCCCCUGAGAGCGACUAUUCCUUAAGGGCUUACUGCAGUAUUUUAUACCUUAAGCCAAGAAUGCAGAUCAUCCUGCGUGGACAGAAGGUGAAGACACAGCUCGUUUCAAAGAGCCUUGCCUACAUUGAACGUGAUGUUUAUCGACCUAAAUUUUUAACUAGAACCGUGAGAAUUACUUUUGGAUUCAACUGCAGAAAUAAAGAUCACUAUGGAAUAAUGAUGUAUCACAGAAACAGACUCAUCAAGGCUUACGAAAAAGUGGGGUGUCAGUUAAAGGCAAAUAACACGGGUGUUGGAGUGGUUGGAAUUAUAGAAUGUAACUUCCUUAAGCCAACUCACAAUAAGCAAGAUUUCGACUACACUAAUGAAUACAGGCUUACAAUACUGGCACUAGGAGAGAAGCUGAAUGAUUAUUGGAAUGAAAUGAAAGUGAAAAAAAAUGCAGAAUACCCUCUAAAUUUGCCUGUUGAAGACAUACAGAAGCGUCCUGACCAGACAUGGGUUCAGUGUGAUGCUUGUCUAAAAUGGCGAAAGUUACCAGAUGGCAUCGAUCAACUUCCAGAAAAAUGGUACUGCUCCAAUAACCCUGACCCACAGUUCAGAAAUUGUGAAGUUCCAGAAGAGCCUGAAGAUGAGGAUUUGGUACAUCCUACUUAUGAAAAAACCUACAAAAAGAUCAGCAAGGAGAAGUACAGGAUCAGACAGCUGGAAAUGAUUCCUCGGAUUAAUCAUGAGGUGUUAUAUCAGACCAGUAUUUCACGUCAGAGCUUUUCUCCUGCGAAGGAGAGUGCUCCGAGGCCACGUCUUCCAGAACUCAGGAGUCCCUUUGUAACACGGCCUAUAAAUAACCACCUUGCCCCACCACAGUCUGAGCCUGAGAGCAACAGCCUGAAGCGAAAGCUUAGUACUCAUUCAACAAUUCUGAAUUCAAAGACUCAGAAAUUAAGUAAUCCUUCAUUUGAAAAUUCAUCGUACAGAAAUGAUGAUGAUGACGAUGAAGAUGUCAUCAUUUUAGAAGAAAAUAGUACACCCAAACCCGCAGUAGAUCUUGAUAUUGAAGUUAAGUCAGAGCAGAGCCACAGGGAGCAGAGCGGUAUUGAGGUUGAGCUCCUGGACAGCCCUGAACCUUGUGUCCAGGCCCGGUCAACAAGCACGUGUACCUCCAGGUGUGACCAGGCCACUGCUGUCUCCACUCAGACUGAAGCACCAGGCCUAAUUGUUAAAAAGGAAGAGAUUGUUGAAGAUGAGAUGGGUGCAGUGAAUGAUAGAGCCACACUGUCCUGUGCAAACGCUGAGGCAAAGGUGCAGGAGACCUUGGGUAAGGCAGAAGAUGCUGGCCGUCAGUUACAGGAACUGAGAAGUGAGCUGCUUUUGGUCACUCAAGAAAGAGAUGAAUACAAGAGACAGUGUGACGUGUUUACUGAUGAGAUAAAAGUGUUAGAGCAAAGGAUAGUGGAGAUGAAUGACAAGUACAUGAAAAAGGAGACUUGCCACCAGUCGACUGAAACCGAUGCCGUGUUUGUACUCGAAAGUGUUAAUGGUAAAUCUGAAAGCCCAGACCAUGUGGCAUGUCAGUAUCAGCAAGCUCUGGAAGAAAUAGAAAGGCUGAAGAAACAGUGCAGCACUCUGCAGCACGUGAAGGCUGAAUGCAGCCAGUGUUCUGGGACUGAGAACAAGAGCGAAGUGGAUGACAUGGCCGUGCAGCUCGAUGAUGUGUUUAGACAGCUGGACAGGUGCGCGGUGGAGCGGGACCAGUACAAGAGUGAGGUUCAGUUAUUGGAAAUGGAGAAAUCGCAUGUUCAUUCGCAGUGUGAAGAACUCAAAACUGAAAUCGAGCAGUUGAAGUCUACAAGUCAGCAGGCAGGAGCAGAUGUGUCCACGUCAAGCAGUGCUGUGGAGCCCGUCAGCUACGUGGAUGAGGAGAGCCUCAAGCUCCGCUCUCUUCGAGUCAACGUAGGACAGCUGCUGGCUAUGAUUGUGCCGGACCUGGAUCUUCAGCAAGUCAAUUACGACGUUGACGUAGUAGAUGAGAUUCUAGGACAAGUGGUGGAACAAAUGAGUGAGAUCAGCAGUUCUUAGAGUCUGGC